Molecule: messenger RNA, 1048 nt
Organism: Phodopus roborovskii (desert hamster)
Lineage: Eukaryota; Metazoa; Chordata; Mammalia; Rodentia; Cricetidae
Product: growth-regulated alpha protein
Exons: 4
Coding region: 172-480 (102 amino acids)
Biological process (GO): cellular response to lipopolysaccharide; chemokine-mediated signaling pathway; inflammatory response
Cellular component (GO): extracellular region
Molecular function (GO): CXCR chemokine receptor binding; chemokine activity
Source: RefSeq, a predicted model, not a curated record
GUUGUGGGGAAAACACCCAGAGCUCCGGGAAUUUCCCUGGCCCGGGGUUCGGGCUUUUCCAGCCACCAUGCAUAAAAAGGGGUUCGCGGGGCUCCAGAACCCCAGAUCGCACCUCACUGCCUCCAGCCAGCUCCUGCACUCCAGACUCCAGCCACACUCCUACCCAGCGCCAUGGCCCCAGCCACCGGUUCACUUCUCCGUGCCUCUCUGCUGUUGCUGCUGCUGCUGCUGCUGAUCACCAGCCGCCAGACUACAGGGGCUCCUGUCGCCAACGAGCUGCGCUGUCAGUGCCUGCAGACCAUGUCAGGGGUUCACCUCAAAAACAUCCAGAGCUUGAAGGUGACGCCCCCAGGACCCCACUGCACCCAAACCGAAGUCAUAGCCACUCUGAAGAAUGGUCAGGAAGCUUGCCUUAACCCUGAAGCCCCCAUGGUCCAGAAGAUUGUCCAAAAGAUGCUGAAGAGCGGAGUCCGCAAGUGACAGAGAAAGACGAUAGCCUUGGCGGUGCACCUGUGAUCGCUGGCUUCUGACAACACUGGCUUAACAUGUUUUACUGUUUCUUACAAGAAUCCUAUUUAUUUAUGUAUUUAUUUAUUUCACAAAGCUUGUGUAUUUUAUUUUAUAUUAAUAUUUAACAAUGUGGAUGUGUUUCAUCAAUGGUAGUUCAGUUCUGGUUGUUCAGUUUGAAGAUGGUAGGGUUAAAAUAUCUCACUAAACUAAUAUUUAUUGGGAGACCAUCAAGUGUCAACCGCUGUGAUAGGAGUGUGUGGGGUGGGCAAAAAGCAGAGAUGAGAGCAUGUGAUCAUGCUUUGUAUUAGGGUGAGGGGAUAUGUGGGAAUCUAUGUUUGAAUGUUUUGAGAAAAAAUGUCAGUUAUUUAUUGAAAGUCAUCUUUCAUAUUAAUGGUCAACACUGAUGUGUUGAAGUUUCCCUUGGACAUUUCAUGUCUACUUUGUAGGGCAUAGUGCCCUGUUAUAUUCUUUAACCAAUGUUUCUCUUUGUCCUGUGACAGAGAAAUUCAAAAGACUGUUACAAAUGAAAUAAAAAUAA